CCUCUUAUAAAUUCAAAGCUCUGACCAACAUAGCAAAAAGUAGGUUGCUGUCUUCAACAUAAGAUCAGAGAGCUGGAACGCGAAACAGAGGAACCCGCUUUUUCACCAUGAAAGAUGACUACGAGGCUGAUGAGAAGAAGCAAGCUGCUGCUGAUGUAUUGUUUAGUUAUUCCAAGUUUGCAAUGGCCUGCAUCGGAAAUCAGACUCGUCCUAGUGACAUGAGAUUGCAUUUGAUGAAGGAGAUAUCGGGACUGCCAACUUCUCUGAAAAGAAGAGAAGCUUCUAGAGCAGCAACUUCGCCUGAUCCACUCGGAGAAUCAUCGAGCUCUGGCACCGCCAGGCUAGAUAAAGUGGAUAGUUUCAGGGUACUUUAAUGUCAGUUUUCAAUAUCUCAGCCUAAGUAUCUGUCGCCGAGAAACCUAUUUAUCAAAAUUUGAACGGUUGAUUUUAGCCCAUGAUAGUGUUACGAUGUAUUCCCACUGUGUGACUCUGAGAAAUCAAAAUUUGAACGGUUGAUUUGUAUGUUUUUCUUCCAUUUCUUGAACAUAUUGUCUGUCUUCUUAUGGUCUAGUUUCUACGUUAUUCCCAAGCACAGAAGAUG
Molecule: messenger RNA, 601 nt
Organism: Eutrema salsugineum
Lineage: Eukaryota; Viridiplantae; Streptophyta; Magnoliopsida; Brassicales; Brassicaceae
Exons: 3
Coding region: 108-374 (88 amino acids)
Source: RefSeq, a predicted model, not a curated record